Molecule: messenger RNA, 927 nt
Organism: Botrytis porri
Lineage: Eukaryota; Fungi; Ascomycota; Leotiomycetes; Helotiales; Sclerotiniaceae
Exons: 2
Coding region: 1-927 (308 amino acids)
Molecular function (GO): copper ion binding
Source: RefSeq, a predicted model, not a curated record
AUGUCCGACCCUGAAUUCCACCCCGCUACCCCGCUAUCUCCCUCACAAACAAAUCCCACUCCUCACCCUAAAGAAAUCUCCCCUCGUACCCAAAUGCCCAACACCAUUUCAAGAAUGUCCCCAAACCUCGAAAUCGCAACCUUUACUCCCUCCUCCGCCCUCCGAGCGCUCAAAUCCGGCGCGCAACGCAUAGAACUAUGCGCGCACAAAGAUAGAGAUGGAUUGACGCCUGAUAUGGAUGAUUUCUCGAGUGUAUACUCUGCACUCCAUUUCCAGAAUGAGAAAACUGACGACGAGAAGAUCUACGAGAAAGAAGAAAAAGAAAAAGGAGAAAUCAAUAUAAUGAUUCGACCUGUGGAUAAUAGUUGUCUGGGAAUAGGAUCCAAUGAUAAUUUCAGGGUGGGAGAUGAAGUGUUUGAGGAGAUGAAGGGGGAGAUUAGGAGGUUUAGAGAAUUGGGGGGGAGGGGGUUUGUUUUUGGGAUUUUGAUGGAUGAGGGGGAAGCAGGAAAGGGAUUGGUGGUUGAUAGGGAGAGGUGUGCUGAGUUAAUUGGGAUUGCGAGGGAGGGGAAGGACGGGGAGAAUGUGAGGUGUACGUUUCAUCGGGCGUUUGAUCGGAUUGAGAGUGUGAGGAUGGAGGAGGAAUUGGAGGUGCUCAUAAAUCUAAACUUCACAUCUCUCCUCACAUCUGGAGGCGCUCCCACUUCGGUUCAAGGAGUUGUGCAACUCCAAAAAUUGGUACAGCAAGCAGCGGGUAGGAUCGAUAUCAUUGUAGGAGGCGGUGUACGCAGUAGAAACCUCGAAGAGUUGAUGGAAGAAACAGGAGCGAGAUGGUUCCAUAGUAGUGCUGUGAUAGGAGACGGAGAAGAUGUAGAUGGCGAGGAGGUAGAGAAAAUGAGGUAUAUCUUAGAGGGUACGAGAGUUGAUUAA